This is a messenger RNA of Setaria italica (foxtail millet), 414 nucleotides long. RefSeq names its product thylakoid lumenal 16.5 kDa protein, chloroplastic-like. The record is from RefSeq and is a predicted model, not a curated record. Gene Ontology annotation, biological process: photosystem II repair. Bases 1 to 414 code for a protein of 137 amino acids. NCBI's taxonomy places the organism in Eukaryota, Viridiplantae, Streptophyta, Magnoliopsida, Poales, Poaceae. The transcript is spliced from 3 exons.
AUGGGUAGUAUAUGGUCGCUAGGGUUGCAACGGGCGGCGGCGGCUGCGGUGCAGGAGCUGCCAGCGCAGCACCAUCCCCCAGCGGCAGCAUGCUGGGCCAAGUUCAGAGGCGUCAGCAGCAACGGAGGCCAGGACCGGCGUGAGGCCGCCGCCGUCGUCGGCCGACAGAGCGGCCUGGCGUCAUGCGUGCUCGCCGCCCUGGCGGCGUCGUUCUCCCCGUUCGCUGCCGACCGCCCCGCGCGGGCCCUUGUGCUCGAGGAGGACGACGACAUCGAGCUGCUGGAGCGCAUCAAGGAGGACAGGAAGAAGCGCCUGGAGAAGCAAGGGAUCAUCAGCGCCUCAGGCACCGAGACUGGGUACUUGCAGGACCUCAUCUACAAGUUGAGCAAUUCUACAAAGCAACCUGGCCGGUGA